Hyla sarda is the source of this 2556-nucleotide messenger RNA. RefSeq names its product mitochondrial ribosomal protein L1 (gene MRPL1). Lineage: Eukaryota; Metazoa; Chordata; Amphibia; Anura; Hylidae. The record is from RefSeq and is a predicted model, not a curated record. The transcript is spliced from 9 exons. Bases 124 to 1113 code for a protein of 329 amino acids.
UGCAGCGUUGCCCCGGCAUCUACGUAACGCUUUCCGCUCUGUGUUCAGCCCCGCCCCCUCAGCCGGCUUUUCCGCACGCCAAGCCCCUCCUCUUCCUCCGUACACACGCCUCCUGUGUAGGUCAUGGCUGCCCCUGUGUGCAGUCUCCGUACAGUUAUCCAUGGCUGUCACAGGCAUGUGUUUAAGGCAGGUUUUAUUGGUCCAUCUUUCCCAUUCACAAACAGAAGUUGGGUUGCUGUAAGAUUCUAUGCUGCUGAAUCUGCUGUGGUUAAAAAAUUUAUUAAAGAAAAGAAAACCAGUAAGGAGCCAGUUAUUAAAAGACUUACAAAGGAGCAGAUUUUAGAGAAAAGAAAGGACACAAAUAGUCCUAAACCUUUCGGCUUAACAGCAUGGAAGCCCAGUGAUGAUGUCUAUAUGGCCCGCUACUAUCCAAAGCCAACACUUGAGCCAGAAACUGCAAUAGAGAUGCUUAAAACAUUUCAGAGAUUGGAUUUUACUAACUCAACACAGGCUGUGUAUGUGGAACUUAAGCUGGAUAUGAAGCUGGAGAAAAAGAAAAAAGUGGAUCCAUUUGUUGGCUACCUUCAUUUGCCAUUCUCUUUUGUGAAAGAAUCAAAUAAGUUGUUAGUAUUUACAGAGAAGGCAGACGAUGCUGAGAUUGCAAAAAAGAAUGGAGCUGCAUUUGUUGGAGGAGUUGAGCUCAUCCCUCAGAUUCUGAAUGAUGAAAUUCAAGCAGAUUUCUACAUAGCAACACCCGACAUUGUUGCCAAACUAAAUAUCCUGAAAAAUAAGCUGAGGAAAAAAUUCCCAAAAAGUAAAAGAGGUUCAGUCGGUAAUGAUGUUGAAAACAUGAUCAAGCUAUUUCAAACCAGCUAUGAGUAUGCAGUCGAAAAAGAAUGCUUAGUGCAGACUAAAAUAGCUACGCUGGACAUGCCUGUUGAGCACAUAGCUGCCAAUCUUGAUGCCCUUGUAAAGGAUGUUUGCAAACACAAGCCAUUACACUUUGGUCCAUUUGUGGAAAGGUCCAUCCUCACCAGCGCUACAAGCGAAGCCAUUUUCAUCAAUUGCCAGAAAUUUCUCCCACAAGUGGUUGAAGACAAUGAUGAGGAAUAAAGAUGAAAGUAAAAGAAUGACUUCUUCUGAACUAAUCCAUGCUGUGGAGUUGCAUAAAAAGUGUACAAAGGGGUUUACCAGAAUUAGAGAAAUAGAGCUGAUUUCUUUCAAAAGCAACACCACACCUGUCCUCAGGCCAAGUGUGAUAUUGCAACUUAGUUCCAUUAAAGUAAAUAGAGCCAAGUUGUAACACCACAUUCAACCUGAGGACAUGUGUGGUGUUUUGGGGGGGAAAAAUUCCAUGCAACCUGUCAAACACUUAACUUGAAUAAAGUUUUAUUACCAGGGAAGAGGAAGAGACAAGGAGAAUAACAGUUGAUUGAAGAUGGGAAUGGAACUUUUUUUUUUUUUUUUUUUUGUAAUAAAUAUAAUAUUUACAUUUUUUUAUGUAUUAGAAAUUUCUUGCUGGAUAGGAUGUCAUAUCACCUGCAUACUUGAACACAGAGUCAAAACCUCCAUUUAAAGUCUAUAUUUAUUCAAUGACAUAAUAAAAUGACAAUGAGGAGAUGUAACUCACAUGUAGAGAAACAGAACAUGGCCGCACAUCCACAACUUGUGCUUUUUAGCAUAAUUUCAAAAACGAACAGGUGUUAGUGUACCUUUUGAUCAAAACGUGCAAGCCCACUCACCACAUCAAGGCCACCUGAUUAGAGUGUGUCCCUAAACAAACACUGGUGCAGCUCUGGGAAGUGACCAAGCCCACAGUUUGGAAUGACCCAGUGGCCAGGCAGCCCCACUGCUGCCCGACCAAGCCCCCAGCUCCGGGCCUCACCACCCCACAGACAAAGCAUUGGAGCAACAACAGCCGCCGCAGAGCACCACACCAGUGUAAACACCUAUCAUAUGCUCCCUGCCAUAGGACUGGGAGAAUGCUAGAUAUAUCAAUAUGAUAUCCAAAAUAAGAUGCAGAAAAAGUGGAUUGGUUAACAGUACAUAAACCAGUUUAAUCACGCAGGUAUCACAACUGGGAGAAUGCUAGAUUUAUCAAUAUAUCAAUAACCAAUCCACUUUGUCUGCAUCUUAUUUUGGAUAACAGUACAUAAACCAGUGUAAUCACUGCUACCCAUUAUAUCUAUCCAGGUAUAGGACCUAAUAUAUGUACCCAAUAUAUGUGUAUAUAAGGGAAAGAACUAUAGGGGUUGCAGUGAGGAACGAGUAUGGUCAUAACUUUAAGCAAUGUUAGAUCUAGUCCUAUUGAUUCCACCUGUCCACUUUGCAUAUAACCUAUUUACAUGCCUGUAUAUCAGGAUGUAUCUACAAAUACUACACUAACUGAAGAUUAAGCAUUGGAAGACAUAUGUGACAGAGUGUGACUAUUAGCGACAUGUACCAGCCUUCCUGGACUUAAAGUAAAACGGUCAUCCUGUUCACCCACACUAAACUCAAUACUAAGCUCACUAACUAACAUACAUACCAUAGGUCCGGAGUUAUGUCCCACCGAAG